Malaya genurostris is the source of this 2985-nucleotide messenger RNA. Its product is annotated as zinc finger protein 33B-like. Gene Ontology annotation, biological process: regulation of transcription by RNA polymerase II. The transcript is spliced from 6 exons. The record is from RefSeq and is a predicted model, not a curated record. The coding region runs from base 130 to 2154 and encodes 674 amino acids. Gene Ontology annotation, molecular function: RNA polymerase II transcription regulatory region sequence-specific DNA binding; zinc ion binding; DNA-binding transcription factor activity, RNA polymerase II-specific. NCBI's taxonomy places the organism in Eukaryota, Metazoa, Arthropoda, Insecta, Diptera, Culicidae. Gene Ontology annotation, cellular component: nucleus.
AUCGAGUUUAAUGCAUGCGUUUCCUGAUGAAAACAAACCAAUCUCAUUUGCAUUUGUGGUUGUAAGUGAGCUGUCAGAGAGCCUAAUAGAAGAAUUGAAAAAGCUUGGUUGCAAACACCGUCCGUAGAUAUGGAAGUUUUGCCGGAAGAAAUUAAUCGACCACGGUGUCGUUUAUGUUUCCAUGCAGGUGAUAACUACCAGCUGGUCCAGGUGUUCACCAAAUAUCAGGAAAUAUCGAAACGGGUUAUGAGUGCUUUGGGUGUGAAGAUCUAUCGCAGUGAAAAGCAGGCAAGGAUUUGCACAAUUUGCGAAUCACUUAUUGAUAUCAUUCAAAACUUCCAAGCAGUAUGUAAGAAAACAAAUCAGUUGCACCAGGAACGGAAAGAUUUCCUGUUAUAUGACACCUUUUGGGAUAAUCAUGAGCAUGAUGUUGUUAAAGCCAUGGAAAAAAUUAUCCUUACCCAUCGCUCUCAGGUGGAUAAAACCAUUAGCGGCACUAUAGUAAUUCCACUAUUCGCUAAAAAUGUAAAUGAGCGAAAAAUCCCCCCAAUAGACGAAAAAGUACGGCAACAUGUGCCACUGGAUGAAAAGCAAACGGACUUUGAAGAAGAAAAAAUUGAUAAUGAACAACUUAUGUAUAAGCCGGAAAUAGUUCUAUGUGAACCAACUAUCAAUAAUGAUAUGCUUGAAAACGAAUGUGUUCCCUCAAUAGAAUUUCAAUCGAUAUUUGAAACACAAGCUGAUGUCAUUGACGAAGAUACAUAUGAUUUAAAACUGAAAAGUGAAUCGUCAACUGAAUCGAAUGUCAGCAAUGAAUCCGAUCCAGAAUGGACAAGUUGCAGAAAUAAAAUUAAUUCUAAAAAAGUUACAACAAAAAAGUCAGAUAACAAGUUUAAGGUACGUCAACGGCGUGGGAACAAAAUCAAUUACAAUGAACCAUCUGAUAACGACCUAGAUGCUAAAGUUUCGGACAAGCGAAGGCCUCGCCGGAAGAAGGUACGAAAAUCAAUUGAGUGUGACAUUUGUGGCAAAACAGUCGCACAUAGCGUAAAGGAGUCGCAUCGUAACCAACAUUUUGGAGUACGACCGUACAAAUGCGACUAUGAUGGCUGCGGACGCACUUAUUUCUCAAAGAACGCACUUAGUAGCCACAUUAAGCGUCAUGAAAAAAAGGAACACGUUUGUGAGAUUUGCGGGAAGAGCAUUAAUGGUAUUGAGUGGUUUCGAACGCACGUCAGAACUCACACGGAGUGUCCUCAAUUCACAUGUGAAGUAUGUGGAAAUAAAUUUCGCAGAAAAGCUCAACUUCAAACACAUAUGGUAACACAUACAGGUCUAACACCUCAUGAGUGCAAAAUUUGUGGAAGACAAUUUGCGUUAAAGAACAAUAUGAAGUUACAUGCUAAACGUCAUGAUAGGAAAGAAGAUUUGGAUCAAAAGAAGAAAAAAAUCACAGGAAAGCGUACAUGGAAGAAUUAUGUUAAACCGGACAGCUCUGUAAAAAGAUAUCACGUGACUUGUGAAACGUGCGGAAAACUAGUUAAUAAACGUGAGAUUGAUGGUCAUUUAAACAGACAUUUAGGUCGUCGACCCUAUACUUGCGAUGAAACAGGUUGUACUCGCUCUUUCUAUGGAUUGCGAGGAAUCAAGGAACAUAAAAUGGUAGUUCACUCGGAUAAAGUUCCACGCUAUGAAUGCAGUAUUUGUAACCGUUCUAUAAAAGGUGCCGGGACAUUUAAACAACAUGUCAUGUUACAUAAUUCAGACAUGAAGAUGAAAUGUCAAUAUUGCGAGAAAAGCUUUACGACGAAGACUUAUCUUAGAGCUCACGAACGAAAACAUUCUGGUGUACGUCCAUAUAUUUGUGACAUAUGUGGCAGAACGUUUGCUAUGAAACCAUGUUGGAAGAUGCAUAUGAAAAAAGUCCAUAACGAAGAUUGGCGUGAUCAUACAGCUCAAAACUACAGCUCAUCUUAUAUAGCACAAGAUGUAGAAGCUUAUGAUGAAAUAUUGGUGCCAGAGCAGACCCCUGUUUCGUCCAUAUCGUUAAGUUCGUCCAUAUCUGAAUUAAAGCAAGAGCCACGAUUAAUAGAACCAAUUUCUGUAAUACAGUACGAUGUAUUACAUCCACUGAGAACCGAUCAUACAUAUUAAACUGUCGAAAUAAGGUUGUUCUGGUCAACAUGUAUCAUUGAAUUUAUAAGUUGAAAAUUUGUAUUUUGAAUAAAAUUGGACAAAAACUCGCAAAUCGUUACGAAUAGGGAAUGUAUCAAGAAAACCAUACUCGUUCAAUUUGAGCGUGAAAAAAGUCUCGCUUGUUGAUAAUCCUCAAUGUGUCAUUAUGUACCUAAAAUGCUGUUGACUUCUUUUGGCAUUAAGAAUGCCUUACUCUGGAGCCAGGUGUCAAAUAAAAGUUUCAAAAAUAGUCGCGUAACUUUUUUCUGUCAUAAUUUUGAACGAUAAUAACCUAUUCAUUUGUUGAUGUAUUGAUGUAAUUUAACAAACAAACGAUUUGGAAACAUUUAACUCACACAUGUAAGACGACAUCGUUCCAGUAUUUCAAUAGCAUACUAUUGACAAAUUGGUUUCAAUCGACAUGUUUCCACGAGCCAAUUACAGCAUGCCAUCAUAAAUCAAAUAAACAUAGAUUUCCCAGUGUAAUAGUAAUGUAGUUGAGCAACCCGUGACACCAAAAGCACCGUCUGGUGGAGAAUGGGUGCGUAAAUGCUCCUAAAAUGCAUGCAAAAAGUUGCCUGCGCAUUUAACACAACCACAGUAGCAUAAAUCAAAUAAACAUAGAUUUCUCACAGUACGGUGACACUAACAGCACCUCUAGUGACAAACGGGUGUACUUUUUUCCAUUAGCUACUGUGGUUGUGUUAAAUGCGCAGGCAACUUUUUGCAUGCAUUUUAGGAGCAUUUACGCACCCAUUCUCCACCAGACGGUGCUUUUGGUGUCACGGGUUUCUCAACUACAUUACUAUU